Xiphias gladius (swordfish) is the source of this 2611-nucleotide messenger RNA. It is a transcript of the gene il12rb1, whose product is annotated as interleukin 12 receptor subunit beta 1. Gene Ontology annotation, cellular component: external side of plasma membrane. Lineage: Eukaryota; Metazoa; Chordata; Actinopteri; Istiophoriformes; Xiphiidae. The record is from RefSeq and is a predicted model, not a curated record. The transcript has 16 exons. Gene Ontology annotation, molecular function: cytokine receptor activity; protein binding. Gene Ontology annotation, biological process: cytokine-mediated signaling pathway. The coding region runs from base 75 to 2120 and encodes 681 amino acids.
GUCACAUGAAGGCAGGUUGACUACAUGGACUCUCACAACGAAGGAUCAUCUUUCUAGACUUUCCACUACACCUCAUGGAAACUUUGAAAGGAUGGGGUUCAUUAUAUGGAUAUGUUAUGUUUAUGUUCUUUACAACGCUCAGACAAGGGUCAGCAUGUGAGGCUCCUUCAAGUCCCGAGUGCUUCAGGGAAACUGCUAACAAAACUGUUUACAUAUGUGAAUGGAGCAUGAACACAACUGAGAGCGAUGUGACAUUUGACCUGUACUUUAAUGAAACCAGAUUUAGGAGCAUUAAGAAGACCUGGUGUCAGAUCAAUGAUGAACAGCUGAUCAAAUCUCGGCCUGUUAACAUUUGGGUGGAAGCUCAUGUAGGAAACUCCAGCUGCACAUCACCCAGGAGGUCUGUUAAACUCGGGCACAUAGUUAAGUAUGAAGUACCACACAAUAUUUCAGUGUCCUGGCUAAAAAACAACCUCAGCUUAAUCUGGAGGGGUGCAGAGAGGCGUCCAGCUUUAGCUGAGGUCUGGUUUCGAAGAUAUGGACACCCCACAGAAUCAUGGGAAAAAAGAUUCAUAAAUACCACCAUGUUGACUGCACACAGCUCUCCAGAGGUCCCAACAUCACACUGUCCACCUCUAAAAAGAGAGGUGACUCCUGACUACCGGGUCAUUGUUGUGAAUCUGUUGAAGCAUUCAGCUUACCAGGUUCGGAUCAGACAACGGUCCACCCAGGCCCAAAACCCACUGUGGAGCAAAUGGUCUCCAGUUGUGACUGUUCCCGCAGAGCUUGAACACGAACCUGAAGUCACCAUGACAACAAAACUUUUAAAUGGCACUCGACAGGUGACGCUAACUUGGAAGUCGAUGCCACAUGAAGCAGUAGUUGGAGGAGUGAACUACACACUGGAGGCCACACAGUCUUCUCAAAGAUGUCCUUGUGCGAGGACAGACAGGAAGAGACAUCACAUCAAUACAAAUAGUUACACUACUUAUGUGUUUUACUCUGCUGUCAACAUCUCUGUUACCGCCAGAAAUGCAGCGGGCUGCUCUCCUUCAGCAGUCGUACAAGUACCGGCCGAAAUUGCUGCAAAUUUAGAAACUUGUGACAAAAAGUUGUUGGAUGAAAAAUUAAAUAAGAAAACGUGCAAGCAGUUGUACGAGCUUCAAGAUCAAAAUUCAAGGCCAGGACAUGUGAUAACUAUAUCAAGUAAGAAAAACCAAGAAAGGGACCAAGUAAAAAACAGCAUAAGGAACUAUGUUCGCUACCUUUACUUUGAACACAAAUGCGAUGGUGGGAAGCCGCGGACUGUUAAAAUGUGCCUCUUUUACUUAAAAGAAGGUGCAGCCCGCAGAGAACCUCAGGACUUCACUACUUUCAGUGAAACCCACAAUUCUGCAGACCUGUCCUGGAAAGCAAUUUCCUAUAGGGACCAACAAGGUUUUCUCACACACUACAGCCUGUGCAUUGUGAAAAUCAGCUCACAGGAUGAACCGAAAGAGUGCCAUAAUGUAUCAGCCUCACUGAUAAAAUACCGCCUGGAAAACUUGACACCGGGAGCAAAAUACAACAUCACCCUGGCCGGAGUGACACGAGAGGGACAAGGACCUAAAGCCACAGUAACUCUCAGCACACUGCCAGAGAAGCCAGUGAAUGUGUGGUGGAGUUUUGGCCUGCUGUUUGUGUUCUUUUUAAGCUCAACCAUUUGCACCAUUAUCUUGAAGAGAAUCAAAAACAAGAUCUUUCCUCCUGUGCCGACACCUGUUAUUCAAGAUUUCAACCCCCGUCAACAGGAGCAGAGUCAAGAGAUCCUGGAAGGGAAAGAGGAGGUGCAUGAGCUGACGCUGCUGCAUCCAGAGGGUAAGUCGGUCCCUGAGGAUUUAGGGGAGACCACUGCCCUCCGAGGAGAGUGGGACGAUGGGAGUGACAAGGCUGUGGAGAAUGAGAGGGAUGAUUUGAGGAUGUCAGAAGAAACCGGUGAUGAGAGCCCUGGCUCUACAGAUCAGGCACUGGGGAGCUCCAGAGAAGUAGAGAUAACAGAUCUCGAACAGGUGGACAAUGAAAUCGCCAUGCUGAUAUACAGGAAUGGUUUGGUCUUUGAUGUGAAGACGGAUUUGCCUUAAAUGGAUGUUAGUGCAGAUGUUACUGCUUCAGAGCAUAAAAUUCAACACAGGGUUGACAUUUAUUUAACUUGACUGGAUGAAUACUUUUCUUGGUUUAAGAGCUGUAUCUUUUGGAACAAUAUCUGCAAAAGCAUCUUGUUAAGAAUGUAUUGUUUUUCCUGUUUGCCGUGUGUAUUUUUGAAUUUUCCAGUGACAUUUUACAUACAGAGGCUGGUAUAUGAAAGCAGGAGAGUUAAGCAGUCACAGGCUUUGUCAAUGCACGUCGUUAAUAAACCUUUACUCUAAACAGUGCAUAGUAAAUCCUCGCCCCCUGACUUUUCUUCUAGCGCCACCAUGAGAUGACAUUGACAUUUGUUGUUCUGAGUGUAAUUUCAUGACAAUUCUAUAAAGUUUGGUGGGAUGAAUUUUAAGUUUAUUGAUCCUCUGACUUUUCUUUUAGCCCCAUCAACUGGCCAAAAAUAACAUGUCCAAUACUUUGGUUUCUGUCCAAA